Elaeis guineensis (African oil palm) is the source of this 2653-nucleotide messenger RNA. RefSeq names its product receptor-like serine/threonine-protein kinase At2g45590. Gene Ontology annotation, molecular function: ATP binding; protein kinase activity. Gene Ontology annotation, biological process: protein phosphorylation. Lineage: Eukaryota; Viridiplantae; Streptophyta; Magnoliopsida; Arecales; Arecaceae. The record is from RefSeq and is a predicted model, not a curated record.
UGGCCCAAAUGGUUUCUGGUUCUGUCGUUGGGAGAGAGAAGAAGCCCCCAUUCCUCCUCCUUCCUCUCUCUCAAUGAUGACUUAAAUAAGAGGUAAGGGCGCAGCGCAGUGAUAGAAAAGAACCUUUUCCACAUCUUUUUCCUUAACUUCUGAGCUAUAUAAUUUGCUGCCACCCCUAGAAGCUAUCUGGAGCGAUGCCAUCCAGGCUCCCGCCCGGGCCGGCGGACCCGCCAGACCCCUCCGCCGCCCUGCUCCCCCAUUACCAUCACCGCCCCCGCCCCAUCCUGGUCCCCGUAGUUUCCGCGGCGGCAGCACUCACCGCCCUCGCCGUCACCGCCACCGUGCUGGCCGUGCUCCUAUAUCGCCGCCUGGCCCGCGGCAGUGCUGCCCCCACCGCCCCCGCAGAUCUGAAGCCCCCCCCGACGAGUCCCCUCCGCCAGUUCGCUUACUCCCAGCUCCGCCGCGCCACCGCCUCCUUCUCCCCCUCCCAUAAGCUCGGCCAGGGCGGGUUCGGACCCGUAUUCCGCGGCGCCCUCCCCUCCGGCCAGGAGAUCGCCGUCAAGCUUAUGGACUCCGGUUCCCUCCAGGGGGAACGCGAGUUCCAAAACGAGCUCGCCCUCGCUGGCAAGAUGCUUGCAAUGGGAUCCUCCCCGGACCGCGGAUGGGUGGUGGCUCCCCUCGGCUACUGCAGCUCCGACGAGAAGCGCCGCCGUCGGCGGUGGCGGCGGUGGCGGGGGGAAGACAAGGAGGAGGUGGUGGUGGAGGCCUGCGCCGCCGGCGCGGGGACAGGGCGGAGGCUGCUCCUGGUGUACGAGCUGAUGCACAAUGGGAGCCUCCAGGACGCGCUGCUCGACCGGCGGUGCCCGGAGCUCAUGGACUGGGGCCGCCGGUUCUCGGUGGCGCUCGACAUCGCCCGCGGCCUCCAGUUCCUCCACGCCGUGUGCGACCCCCCGGUCAUCCACGGCGACAUCAAGCCCAGCAACAUCCUCCUCGACGCCUGCCUUUCCGCCAAGAUCGCUGACUUCGGCCUCGCCCGCCUCCAGACCCCCGUCGCCGACGACCUCCCGGCCGUCGCCGUCGCCCCCGCCUCCAAUUUGGGCGAUAAUGAGGUGGCCAUUGAGAUCGAGCUGAAUCAGGCCGUGACCGGUGAUUCCAAAUCCUUUCCGAAUGAUAGGAAGGAGUCAGCGGUGGGAGGAGGAGAGGAUGAUGCUUCAAUCAUGGGAGAGACGGCCGAGAGCACCACGACGACCACCGGGUUUGAGGAGUCAAUUGGAUGUGGAGGGUUAGCAAUUAAUGGUGGUGGAAAUGGUGUCAUAACUCCUGAGAAAUCUCCAGAGGAAGAUGAGGGCUUUACCACGGCAUCACCGGUGGAGACUGCAGUGGGCUUGGAAGUGGCAUCCACUUCGGAGACAGGAGGGGGAUUCGAUAGGGUGAGUGUGGAUAGUGGGAAGGAUGCUGCAGCCUCCGGUAGCCGGAGAGGCGGCCGGAAGAAGAGCGGGCCGGGCAAGGACUGGUGGUGGCGGCAGGAUACUGGUGGGGGAGCAAAUUCCGAGUCUGGGGGCGGUGUCAAGGACUAUGUGAUGGAAUGGAUUCGCUCGGAGAUUAAGAAGGAGAGGCCUAAGAGUGAUUGGAUUACAGCUUCAGCUGCUUCUGCAGAGGAUUGCUUGCCAAAGCCGUCAGGAGGGGGGAGGUCAGAGCGAAAGAAGCAGCAGCGGCGAAUGGAGUGGUGGGUUUCGUUGGAUGAGGAGAAGUCGAAGAAGAAGGAGAAGAGCCGGCCGCCAAGGGAGUGGUGGCGGGAGGAGUUCUGCGAGGAACUCACCAACAAGCAAAAGAGGCGAGCAAUUCAGAAGUCCCAAAGCAAUAUUGAGAAAGGAGAGCAACAAUGGUGGCAGAAAGAUGAGGGCCUUGAGUCACCUUCAGGCAGGAGGAAGAGGAGGAAGAAGAAGAGCUGGAGCAGGAGCAGCCGGACCAGUAUGGACGGGUGGAUGGAGGGCAUCAGUGGGGAGAUCAGGACCACUGGAAGGAGGAGUAGCCAGGACUGGGCAAGUGGGGAUAUCCCGAAGAGUGGCACGGUGAGCAGCACCCCAAGCAUGAGGGGCACUGUCUGCUAUGUUGCCCCUGAGUAUGGUGGUGGCGGACCUCUCUCGGAAAAGUGUGACAUCUAUAGCUUUGGUGUCCUUCUGUUGGUUCUUGUAUCAGGCCGGCGCCCACUGCAAGUGACAGCAUCUCCCAUGUCUGAGUUCGAGCGCGCCAACCUGAUCUCAUGGGCACGGCACCUUGCUCACUUAGGAAGGCUUCUUGAUCUUGUUGAUCCAUCCCUUCGAGCUGUGGACAGGGAGCAGGUGCUUCUUUGCAUCACGGUCGCCCUCCUCUGCCUUCAGAGGUCUCCAGCCUGCCGACCGUCUACCAAGGAGAUAAUUGGAAUGCUUACUGGCCAGUCUGAGCCACCAAACCUUCCAUUGGAAUUCUCACCAUCACCACCUGGUGGGUUUUCAUUCAAGUCCCGUAAGAAGGCUCGGUGAGUUAAUCAAUUUUUACGAGCAUUGGUUCUAGUGUUUGUUGUACAUCAUUUUGAAUUUUCCAUCUCUUUGGAGGUGAUGGAUGUAUAAAAUUCUGAACAAAAAGAGAAGCAAUUUCCUUUCCAAUUCGACAA